CUGAAACAAUGGCUUGUCCAUGGUGGGAUGGUGACAAGGCUUGGAAAUCGCGGGCCAAGCGUAAGAGCAAUGAGGAGCUCAAGGCAGGGAACCAUUAUGGGAAGAUAAAGGACCAGAAGCUGCCAGAAAAAGGCUAUGACUAUGAGCGUGUGAGAGGGUCGCACCAAGGUGAGCAAAAGGGUAAGAACCAUGCGGAGCACAAGGCAGGGAACUAUAGUGGGAAGAUGAAGGACGAGAAACAGCCAGAAAAAAGCUAUGAGCGUGGAUAUGUAAAAGGCUAUGAACGUGGCUAUGAGGAUGGCUACACCAAUGGUUAUGAGCAUGGGUAUGAGUAUGGUUAUGACAACAGUGGGGCCAUUGAAUGUGGUGAAAGGCACCAUGGUCAAGACAGCAGUAGCAUCAGUGAAUCUGGCUACUCUGUUGCCCGUAUUGGCUAUAUUGGCGUUAUUGAACAUGGUGGCUGGAGCGACAGCGACUAGAUCUUCUACUGCUUUUAUGUUGAGGUGUGUGGUUGUGGAACCAUAGUAGGGAAGUGUCUCACUAGGAGUUGUUUAGUGAGAUAUUAUGAUGUUUUUAAGUGUCAAAUGAAAAAAAAAAAUAGUAGUUUACAUGUUAUGUAAAAUAUAUGGAUAUGUGGUCAGGGGCCAGUUGACAAACAAUUAAAGUAGGCCUUUGUUAUCUAGGGGUGAAUCAAACGAGUUUACUUGCUCGUUAACAUGUUUGAUGUUUGUUUGUACUUUUAA
Molecule: messenger RNA, 743 nt
Organism: Gastrolobium bilobum
Lineage: Eukaryota; Viridiplantae; Streptophyta; Magnoliopsida; Fabales; Fabaceae
Exons: 2
Coding region: 9-479 (156 amino acids)
Source: RefSeq, a predicted model, not a curated record